Messenger RNA from Populus trichocarpa (black cottonwood), 8737 nucleotides. RefSeq lists its product as uncharacterized. The transcript has 10 exons. The record is from RefSeq and is a predicted model, not a curated record. Bases 94 to 6306 code for a protein of 2070 amino acids. Gene Ontology annotation, cellular component: nucleolus. Gene Ontology annotation, biological process: ribosome biogenesis. NCBI's taxonomy places the organism in Eukaryota, Viridiplantae, Streptophyta, Magnoliopsida, Malpighiales, Salicaceae.
CCGUCGUUUCAUCACCUUAAAUUAAACCCCGAUAGCUAGCACUACAAAAACCCUAAACCCUAAGUUCCACAGGCCCUAAAAAAUAACUCAACAAUGGUUGAUUCUUCUGAGUUAUCAGCAAAAAAGGUUAAGAAGAAGCGAACGCUUAGUAGCCAUGAAGAGAAACGACAAAAACCUUCCAAAAUAAACCGGAUUGAUCAUGAUUCAGCGAAAGAGAAGGACUCGAAGCAAGAAACUGAAGAAGUUGCGAGUCCAUGGAGGAAUUUGCAGCUGAUUUUAUCGAUUCAAAACAGAGAAAUUCAUCUUCAAAAGAAGGUUGAACUAGCUUAUGAUUUUGUGAACUCGAGAGAGAAAGGAGGAGGAAAAGACGCCGAUGUAGAUCGUGAAACGGUGAAAGUAUCACGAGUUGUAGCUUUUCUUAAUGAUUGGGUACAGUCACUUUUGAUUUCUACAGAUAAGAAAAUCGAAGUUGAUGGAGAGGGAGUUAUUGAGGCGUGUUUGGAUUAUAGGUGCUGGGUGAUUUUCAAGUUUUGCUUGGAGGAGUCUUUGAGAUUGCAGGUUUCUUUGAGCUUUUCAAGGAACCUUUUGAGGGCUAUAGGGUGUGUUGCGAGAAAUGUGCUUUCUGUACUGACAGUCCCAUCAGUUCGUUUGAAAGAAUCAUUUUUUACUGGUUCCGGGUUUGAAUUGUACAGUGUUGUGCUUGAUUGUGUUUCUCUGGUGUUCUUAUCUCAUGGUGGCUUGUCGAACGAGAAUUUGGACUUGUGGAUUUUGUCAAUUCUUCCGGUUCUUGAAUUUGUUCGCAAAGUGUAUGGUGAGAAGCUCGAGGGUGGCAAUGUGGGUGUUUUUGCUUUGCGGUUCUCUUGCUUGGUGCUUGAGCCAUUUGCCAAGUUCUUGAGGGUUCAUCCAACAAGGAAAAAUGGAUUUCGUGAUUUUGUGGAUAAACUCCUUGAGCCAUUGUUGCAUUUGUUGGGUGUCUUGCAUCUUCAGAGUGAUGAAAGCAAUCCUGGCUGGACAAGAAACUUGCUAGUUGCUGUUGAAGAGGUUUUAUCACAAGGGUUAUUUCAUCCAACCCACAUUGAUGGAUUUCUGAGCCUACGUGUUGCAGAGAAGUAUUCUGCAUCCAAUGAUGGAGAAACGAAGGAGUCAAAAACUGUCAUUCAAAGUUACCACAGACAUUUCUUUGAUAAACUUGAAAGAAUUAUUCUUGCAAAGAAGGAAUCUGCUAUGAGUGGCUUAGGAGAACUGUUCUAUUUGCUUGUUGAUCGUGUGAAAAAGCAAAAAGAAACUUUAGUUCUGUCCGAUGGUAUGAAGAUAGUGGAGAGAACUGAAGGUUCACGGCACUUGUCUGGUCAACUAUCUAAAACGUUAUAUGGUAGCAGUACUCCUCUAGACACUAGUUAUGGACCCAGUAUUUUGAGUGCAGAAAAAAGAAAAUCACUUUUCAAUUUCUUUGUACAGAUUACAGACCCUCUUUUGCUUGAGAUAAAUGGCUACCUUCAAUCUAAAUUGGAAGUACGGCCUCUAUUAUUGGAUGUUCACUACACAAUCAAAUCUAUUAAUAAUUUACUAGCCUGCUUUUUGCGUGAAAAACUGUAUAUAAAAACAGAGGAUAUAUCUGAAGGGGCUUGCCUUAAUUUCUUGAAGAAGGUUUACAAUGCUAUAUUGCCAUUCAUGGCCAAUUUACUUUGUUUGCCAACAUAUAAUGUAGAUUCACGAACACAAGAGACCUUUACUUUAUUAGCAAGGGAGCUACUUGCUGCUGUUGGGCACCUAUUGGAUAUCGAGUAUGAGGUUAUCGAGAAUGAUUUAACCAGGUUAUGGUUUAUCAUGCUUUCCUGCUUGGCCUUUGGCUAUUCAUUUAAGGAUGCACCAAAUGAAUGCUCGAUGACAUCUCAGAUACUAGGACUUGGAUGUCAGCUGGUCAAGCUUUACAGUGAACUUCGACAGGUGAAAAGUACUAUCUUUGCAAUCUGCAAAGCGACAAGGCUUAUAAUAGUAUAUGACAAAGGUGGUGAUGCUGGGCUGAAUUAUGAUAGUUUGGGAUUCUGCAAAAUUUCUUUACCACAUGCAUCAUAUGCAAAAGCAGUGGAAAUGUUGUUUUGCUCGCAUGAAUUUAAACUAGCCAUUCGUAAUGAUAUAUACUCCAUACCAGAAGGGCAGGCAAGUGAGUGCAUUCAGCACUUAACUGCAGAUCUAUCAGAAUCCAUGGAAUGGAUGAAGACUACUUGCUCAUUGGCAGACGAGGAGGUGUUUGGUGAAUCAAAUGCAAAUUCCAGCAUGCAUGGUUUUGAUCUGCAAGUGGAACUUUUCGGAAGAGGAUUGUCUGAAGUAUAUGCUCUGGUGCUAGAUUCAUUGAAUGUCACAGCUGGGAACAGCAGCAUUGUUGGACGAACUAUGAAGGACUUGAUGGCUGUAAUUCGUCCAUACAUGAGUAUUCUGGUAGGACCAGAGUCAGAAAGUGUCAAUGAGUUCAUCUCUUCCGUGACAGGAAGAACUUCUGAUGUCAGGCUUGCUGGAAACACGCAUGAUAUGCUGAAAUUUGGAGUGUCCACCCACUGGGUCCUUGUGUUCUUUUCUCGCAUGUACAUGUCAUGCCGAAGUUUAUACAGGCAAGCAGUCAGCCUUAUGCCUCCAGAUGUAUCAAGAAAGAUGUCAGCAGUAAUGGGGGAUCCAUUUACAGCAUAUUCUGCAAGGGAUUGGAUGAAUAAAACUGACUGGACAGAUGGGGGUUAUUUUUCUUGGAUUCUCCAACCAUCAGCCUCUCUGCCUGUCAUUAUACAAUCUGUUUCUGACAUUUAUCUUCAGGGAUAUGUUGCAGAUUGUUGUCCUCUGAUUUACGUAUUGCUUACUAUGGCUCUUCAGAGGCUUGUUGAUUUGAACAGGCAGAUAAAAUCUUUUGAGUAUCUGCAGCAAAGCAAUGAUAAUAUCAUUCAAUUUAAGCUGCUUGAUGAUGCUGGCUCAUCACUGUACUCCAAAAGGAGCAGAAAGUGUGGCAAACGCAUUGCUGUUUUUAAGCAGGAGGCAACUGAUCUUACUGAGUUCCUGAUGAGUUACCUCUCCUUUUUGGAUAAUGAACGACUUCCAGUCAACUCUUCUAAUGCUGCAACUUUUGUAGAUACCUGCAACCAAGCUCUACAUGGAAGUGAUAAAUGGGUUUUUGGUGUCAGUUCUGUGAAUGAGAAGUCAUUGCCUGCUGCAAUUUGGUGGAUUAUUUGCCAAAAUAUCGAUAUAUGGUCCCCUCAUGCUAGUAAGAAGAAGUUGAAGAUGUUCAUCAAGCAUGUGAUCCUUACUUCUCUUCCAUAUAUAACAAAAGGCUGUACACAGGUGGAAAGGCAUCACACAAAUGAAGCCCAUUUCCUUGAUAAAAUUUCUGUGCAUCAAAUCUCAGCAGAACUUCUGGCUGAUUCUGUUCUGUAUGAACAUAAAUUUGUUCGCAGGCAUUUGGCAUCCAGGUUUUGCAAUUUAUUGGAGAAGUCAAUCCUACCACUAUUUGGAGACGUCAAACUGAACAUGUCACCUAAAUGGAAAGAGGGUUUAAGUGCACUUGAGAACUCAUAUGUUGUUUUAAGCAGAAAAUCCUCUACAUGUGAUGAGUUGACAGGGGGUAAACCAGCCUCCCAUUUAUUGUCUGAGAUGGCUGCAGAUAUUUCCAGAGAAUCAACUGCUGUGAAAUUUACAGCUUGUCAAAGUUUGCUUAGGCUUUUGUGCUGGAUGCCAAAAGGAUAUAUCAAUUCAAAAUCAUUCUCACUUUAUGUUACUAGCACACUCAACCUUGAAAGGCUUGUGAUUGGCCACCUGUUAGAAUGUGGGGACUCAUUCUUCUCACAUAAGCAGUAUGAGCUUUUAAGGUUGCUGGUGGCCUGCCGGAGGGCUCUGAAAUGUCUAAUUAUGGCAUAUUGUGAGGAGAAAGUUAGAACUACUCAUUCUGCACUCAUUCCUGUUCUGUUUGAGGAUGUACAUUCUGUAUUAUGGCUUUCCAGAUCAGUGUCUGUGGUGUUUAGGCUUCAAGAGACACUGUCAGAAGAUAAAGCUUGUGAAGUUGCAGAUAUGAUCUUUUCAUUGAUGGAUCACACAUCAUAUGUGUUCCUGACACUAAGCAAAUAUCAAUGUCCUUCUGCUGUCUCCAUAAUUGCUGAAAAACCUUAUACAGAGCAACUCAAUUCUGAUGUUACCCAGGAACAGAGCAGUGUAAACGAGUCUCUGCCAUGUUUGGAUACCUCAAACGACGUUGAAAGCUGUAAAAGUGUUAUCCUCAUUGCUGAAAGUUUGAAGGAACAGGCACAGGACUUAAUUAUUUCUUUGAAAGAUGCUCAUUGCAAUGAGAAAUCAAGUGAUGAAAUCGAUGUUGACUGGAACAAAUUAUCUUCAAUGGUCUCUUGCUUCAGUGGGUUCAUGUGGGGCCUAGCAUCUGCAUUGGACCACUCCAAUGCAACAGAUAGUGAUUAUAAGGCGAAGCUGUUGAGAUGGAAAUGUGAAGUCAUCUCAAAAAUUAGUCAUUGUAUAAAUGCAUUUGCUGAUUUUAUUUGUUUUUCUUUCCACAUGCUGUUUGUCAAGGAUGAUCUCCAACCUAAUCAUUUAUCUGCUACUGGAAAUUUUGUAAAGUCUGAUGAUAGAGACAGUUCACUGGUUUCAGGUGACUCUUGGAAAGUCACCGUGAAUAAACAUGGUUCACAGUCAGAAAACGUUACCUCUAUUGCUGGUAUUCUAAGUAAGCUUGACUCAUAUGAAUGCCUACCAUUAAAUAAGGAGUGGUUGCAAAGUUUUCUUGAAGGUGAUCAUCCUAAAGCAGCGGUAUUAAUCAGGCAGCUAUUAAUUGCGGCGUCAGCUAUUGUGAAGCUCAAUUUGGAGACUAAAUGCACUCCUUUGUUGUCUAGUUUGGUGCCAAGUUUUACUGGCAUAUCUCAAGUCUUGCUCUUGAAGUUAGCAGAUGGUACCGAGGUACCAAAACCAUUCUCUUUUGUUUGGUUAGAUGGUGUUCUGAAGUAUCUGCAAGAGCUAGGGAGUCAUUUUCCCAUAACUAAUCCUACCUCGACUAGAAACGUGUUUUCAAAGCUAUUAGAGUUACACUUGAAGGCUUUGGGAAAAUGCAUAUCUUUACAGGGGAAAGAAGCUACUCUGACUUCUCAUGAUAAAGAAUUGAGCACUAAUACACUCCACAGUCAUAUAGGAUCAGCUUCUCUUUCUCAUCCAUACUAUUUAGAUGAAUUUAAAGCAAGGUUGAGGAUGUCAUUCAAAAGUUUGAUAAGAAAACCAUCAGAGUUGCAUCUUUUGUCUGCAAUACAGGCUAUAGAGAGAGCACUGGUAGGAGUGUACGAAGGCUGCCCAAUAAUUUAUGAGAUUACUACUGGGAAUGUGGAUGGUGGAAAGGUUUCUUCAACUGUUGCAGCUGGCAUUGACUGCUUGGAUCUGGUUCUGGAAUAUGUUUCAGGUCGUAAACGUUUAAAUGUUGUUAAAAGGAACAUUCAGAGUUUAGUUGCUGCCUUGUUCAACAUAAUUCUGCACGUGCAAAGUCCAUUAAUUUUCUAUCGGAUAGCAAUGGAUAGUGAAAGGUAUAAUGGACCAGAUCCAGGAGCAGUCAUUCUUAUGUGUGUUGAGGUGCUAACAAGAGUUUCUGGAAAACAUGCUUUAUUUCAAAUGGAUUCCUGGCAUGUAGCACAGUCUUUACAUAUACCAGCGGCACUUUUUCAAGAUUUUGAUCAACUGAGAAUUUCUCAAGGUCCAGCUUUAUCUAAUUCUUUGUUGAACUCGGGCAGCCAAGAUUGUAAUACUGUGGGAGGCAGGGAUACCUGUGUUGUAGAUCUACAAUUCUCCGUGGAGUUAUAUACUGCAUGCUGCCGGUUACUGUACACGGUUCUGAAGCAUCACAAAAGUGAGUCAGAAAGGUGCAUUUCUUUACUUCAAGAAUCUGAGCGUGUUCUUCUUCAUUGUUUGGAGAUGGUGGAUGUUGAUUUAUCAGUCAGAAAAGGUUAUUUUUCGUUGGGAGUUCAUGAGGGGGUAAAAUGUGCUAGUUCUUUCCGGAGGAUUUAUGAGGAGUUAAGGCAGCAAAAAGAUGUCUUUGGCCAGCAUUGUUUCAAGUUUUUAUCCAAUUACAUUUGGGUCUAUUCAGGAUAUGGCCCGCUUAAAACUGGCAUCAGAAGGGAGAUAGAUGAAGCUCUGAGACCUGGUGUGUAUGCUUUAAUAGAUUCCUGCUCAGCAGAUGAUCUUCAAUAUCUGCAUUCUGUAUUUGGGGAGGGUCCUUGCAGAAACACAUUGGCUACUUUGCAGCAUGAUUACAAACUGAAUUUCCAAUAUGAAGGAAAAGUUUGAUUUGAUUAAUCUUAGGGUGAAUAUAUAUCCCAGUUAUCAAAUUUCAUUCAGCAACUCUUCAAAUCAUGGUGAGAAAAUUACCGUGACAUGUUAUCCUCCAGUUCCAAAGAGCAGUUCAGGAUCGUAAUCAUUUUUGGAAGCCAGACACCAUGUGCUAGUGGCCAUAAAAAACGAUGUUGCCCAUAUGUAGUGUUGGGGCCUCCAUGUGAUCCAAUGUCACCGGCUGCAGCGAAGGAUGAGUUUUUCAUUCAGCCCUCACAAGUGCUAUUGACUGGCUCCUAAAUUUUUGUAGCUUUAGGUAUAUCUGAAGAAAACUCCAAUUUUGUCCAGGGGUGCGGUGAGUCCUGAGUGUUAAUUCUUCAAUGAUAUUUCUCUUGGCGUUGUUGUAUUUUUUUUCUAUGUGAAUAUCCACUUCUUCAUGCAGAUUUUAGAGAACAAAAGCACCCGUGUUAUUGUUUCCAUUAAUUGUCUGUCGAUUACAUGCCUUAUGGUGAAAGAAGAAACAUGCAUCGUUUUUAGCACUAGUUGAAUAGUCAUCGAUUUGGCUGGCUUUUGUAUUUGCCAUUCCCUGCUUCCAAGUUUUAUUGCAUUCAGCCUAGCUAUUAGUUUCAUGUUUGUGGAGUACCAAAAACAUUUUGAGGUCUAGUUACAGCGUCAGAAGUUCACUCUACCUUAAUGGAAGAUAAUGGUUUCUAAUAGUUUUGGAGUAAGGCGUCCUUAGAGUUUGAGUAUGACAACAUUCGGCUGGCCAUCAAUUGUUUGAUUGCUGAGAUGUAUUUAGUGCUGUUUUUAGAAAUGGUUGAUGGCAAACUGAUGUCCCUGAAUUUUGAGUAUUUUCCAAUUGAAUUUCCUAGUUCUUCUAGCCGAUCGAAGUUUUCUCUGAGUUACCUACCCUGAAAUCUUUGAAUUCUACAAUGGUUGAUGGCAACGUGUCCCUGAAAGCUUGACAAAACCUGGCAGGCAACUUCAGUUAGGUUGCAGUGGCAUUUGGUGAAUAUAUUUAUUCCUUGUGUUUGUACAUGAAGGUAGCCUGUUUCCCACUCAUAAUUUAGUUGGUUCGUCAAGAAAACAAUAAUAACAAUCAGAAUCCGGAGAGCUUAUGGAAAAGUGAUUCAAACAUGGAUGAUGUUUAUGUUCCAGAUAUCAACCGCUAUCCACUAAGCAUCGAUAAAGCAACUCUCGAGAUACCCAAAGAAAACAGUGUGGAUAUGAAUGCAUGGUGAUCAACCAGAAUUAGGGUUUGAACUUUGAAAAGAAGGUGAUUUGUUAAUUAAUCCCGAGUUUAUGGUGGUCUCAACGCUUAAGCUUUAUUUCUGUGACAGAGUGGGAUCCUAACAGACAACUAGUGGACCACCUUGGAGCCUCAAAAUAUGCAUCUUCUUUCAUGGAAAUUGGUUGGUCCACCACCAUCACUGACUGAAUUUUAUCACCAUGCCUAUUGUUAGAGUAUAUAACACUGUUAAGAGGCAUUGAUGUAGCAAACAGACUCUAUAUAUGUAUAUAGAUAGAUAGGUAGGUAGGGGGUAGCAUUAUGCAAUAUGCUUUGACGGUAUUUCUAAAGCGGACACAGAGUUCAUUGAUGGUGGGGAUAUGCUUGAUUUGCUUAAUAGAUAAAGUUUGAUUAAACAAGUAUAAGGCUAGCAGCCCUUGAUCAUUUAACCAAUUGUCAAAUCCAUCAAAUCAACGGCCCAGAAACUCCCAUACCAACUUAGUUCAAUAGCCCGUUACAGACAGUUCCUCUGCUAUAAAUAUACCGGGCCUAGAAUUGUUGACGACCUCUUGAAUUUUGAUAACUUUGCAGACAUCUCCACGCCAAGAAAAAGAGCAGCAAUGCACUACUAUAGGAGAAGAAGUGACUCCAUCUUUGAUGCUUUCACUCUAAAUCCCCUACCAUAUCCAGUUCUCUUAAUCUUGGCAGUACUAUCAAUAUUUCUUGGCAUGUCUUGGUUCUUUAGCUAUGAAGACAUGGUGGAGACUACUGAGGAACAAAUGGGUUGGAUUCUUUUGGUUGUACCGUUAGUGCUGAUAGUCAUAGUUCGAUGGCUUUCAUCUAUGGAAAAUCCUGACAUGAUCUUUGUUAUGUCACCAUGGGACAAGCGCCGGAGGACACACCACCGGCCAUCAGAAGGGAGCUCUCCUUGGGGUGUGGCUGCUUUCAUUGUGUUGCUUCUUGUUUUGGUGAAGUUUCAAUCUACCUUUCUUGAUAGCUGGCUUGUUUGAUGCUACGCCUAUACUAAUUGAUAUGGAUUGAAGAUCAAGUAGUUUUGUUCUGUGGCUUUAGUUUAUGUUUGAACAUACAGAAAUAUGAAAUUAUUGUAUAUGUAUGUUGUAGAGAAUGAUGCAUUAAGAUAUGUGUUCGGGGCUUGAGUGUUCAUGUUUGUUAAAUAAUGCUUUGGUGGAUAAGAUCUUAAUGAAGUAUUUUUCUUCAUCA